CCCGUUCCGCGUCCUCGCCGCCGGGAGGAGGUUCCCGCACACUCGCGGCGCGCGCCGGGCCGCCAGAGUCGGCCUGUGGGCGAUUUUCUCCGGACCCAAGCUCCGCGCCCGAGGAGGAAGAUGCAGACCUUUCUGAAAGGGAAGAGAGUUGGCUACUGGCUGAGCGAGAAGAAAAUCAAGAAGCUCAAUUUCCAGGCCUUCGCCGAGCUGUGCAGGAAGCGAGGGAUAGAAGUCGUGCAGCUGAACCUUAACCGGCCAAUCGAGGAGCAGGGCCCCCUGGAUGUCGUCAUCCACAAGCUGACCGAUGUCAUUCUUGAAGCUGACCAGAACGACAGCCAGUCCCUGGAGCUGGUGCACAGGUUCCAGGAGUACAUCGACGCCCACCCUGAGACCAUCGUCCUGGACCCCCUUCCUGCCAUCAGGACCCUGCUCGACCGUUCCAAGUCCUACGAGCUCAUCCGGAAGAUUGAGGCCUACAUGAAAGACGACAGGAUCUGCUCACCGCCCUUCAUGGAGCUCACGAGCCUGUGCGGGGACGACACCAUGCGGCUGCUGGAGAAGAACGGCCUGGCCUUCCCAUUCAUUUGCAAAACCAGAGUGGCCCACGGCACCAACUCUCACGAGAUGGCCAUCGUGUUCAACCAGGAGGGCCUGAGCGCCAUCCAGCCGCCCUGCGUGGUCCAGAAUUUCAUUAACCACAACGCUGUCCUGUAUAAAGUGUUUGUGGUCGGCGAGUCCUACACGGUGGUCCAGAGGCCCUCGCUCAAGAACUUCUCCGCGGGCAUUUCAGACCGAGAGUCCAUCUUCUUCAACAGCCACAACGUGUCCAAGCCAGAGUCGUCAUCGGUCCUGACCGAGCUGGACAAGAUUGAGGGCGUGUUUGAGCGGCCGAGCGACGAGGUCAUCCGGGAGCUCUCCCGGGCCCUGCGGCAGGCGCUGGGCGUGUCGCUCUUUGGGAUCGAUAUCAUCAUCAACAACCAGACGGGGCAGCAUGCGGUCAUCGACAUCAACGCCUUCCCAGGCUACGAGGGCGUGAGUGAGUUCUUCACAGACCUCCUGAACCACAUCGCCACCGUCCUGCAGGGCCAGAGCGCAGCCACGGCGGCCGCGGGGGAUGCGGCCCCCCUGAGGCACAGCAGGCUCCUGGCGGAGCAGGCGGACAGCCUGGCGGGCGAGCGGACGUGCAGCGCCAGCCCCGGCUGCUGCAGCAGCAUGAUGGGCCAGGACCCGCCCUGGACGGCGGAGGCCGACGCGGGCGGCAUGGGCGCAGGCAGCACCGCCAAGCUGCCGCACCAGAGGCUCGGCUGCACCGCCGCCGUGUCGCCCAGCUUCCAGCAGCAUUGUGUGGCCUCCCUGGCCACCAAGGCCUCCUCCCAGUAGCCGCGGAGCCCAGGACCCAGAGGGCAGCAUGGGCCACAGAGCACAGCCGCUGGGCAAGCUGCGCCCAGCAGCGACAUCCUACUAAGAAUUCCCAACGGUCUGAUUUUUUUUUUUAACCUGAUUUUCUGAUGUCAUUAUCUGAAAGAGGGGUUGCGGGGACGAUGGAGAAGAUCCCCAGUCAAUGGUCCAGCCUCGUGGAAAAGGGACGUCCUGCCUCAUUCCUGCUGUGCAGACCUCUUCACUGAGUUUACACACGCUUGUGUUUUCAACACUAGGUCUGAGUGCGAGGAGGGGUGUGUGUGCGUGUGGUUGCUGUGCGUGUGUGAGUGUGUGUGCACAUCCAUGUCUUGGUCUCGAUGGCUGCUGCGGACCAGGCCCUGGGGGCCCCAGCGGAGGUCGCCCUUGGUCAGGCUGCUGACGCUGAACAGAGCAAGUGGACGGUUCCCCUCUUCUGUCUUCUCUCCAAGGCCCACCCCAGGCUGCCCCUGAGGGGGCUCGCCUCCUGCUGGCCUCCCCCCCAGCUUUGGGAGGAGCAGGGCCUGAAACCCCACCAGGCGCGCAGCCGCCCUUACCGGAAGCGUGAGUCCAGGCUGGGGAGGCUGCAGCUACCAUUUCCCAGGGGUCUGGGCUGCCGCCGCCUACCUCCUUCCCAGGGUAGGCCAAGGCCGGUGUUGGCUGCCUCUCUCCACAUCCAGCUCCCUAAAGUCAACCCAGCCCCUCACCCCGUGUCCCAUGCAGCCCUGUGAGGGGCCACCCUCCUUGACCAAGCACUGCUGCUCAUCGGGACCCGGAGGAGGCUGCCUGGCUGGGGCCCCUGGGCCGAUCCCGCCUGUGCCAAGGAUUUGUGCCAUGACUGUGGGCAAAUCAUUCCGAGAGUCGCCGGGCCUUCUUGUCCUCGGUUGAGACCAGAACUCUGAAGGGCGGGCUUGACGCCCUCGCCCCUGCGACGCAGCCUGCUUUCCUGAGAAGCCAGCCUGGAUGAGCCCGCGCUUGGCAUUGAGGCAACUGGGGUCAUCCUCUUCCCAGGCAGGAGGAGGCUGUGCAUUCUCUCCAUCCCUGUUCACACCUGCCCGCC
Messenger RNA from Pteronotus mesoamericanus, 2455 nucleotides. RefSeq names its product inositol-tetrakisphosphate 1-kinase (gene ITPK1). Lineage: Eukaryota; Metazoa; Chordata; Mammalia; Chiroptera; Mormoopidae. The transcript has 10 exons. The coding region runs from base 121 to 1380 and encodes 419 amino acids. Gene Ontology annotation, cellular component: cytoplasm. Gene Ontology annotation, molecular function: inositol-1,3,4-trisphosphate 6-kinase activity; inositol-3,4,5,6-tetrakisphosphate 1-kinase activity; ATP binding. Gene Ontology annotation, biological process: inositol trisphosphate metabolic process. The record is from RefSeq and is a predicted model, not a curated record.